AUAACAACUCUUCUUCAACUAUCUUACGCCCACCAGUCCAUGCUAGAUUGCUAGUAUGCAACUCUGCAAUAAUCUCUCAUAAUCAGACUAAAGAAGACGUAAACAUGAACUUUUCAUCCUUACUAGCCACUAGGGAGCACUUCAUCAUCAACCAAAAGUGUCAAAAUCACUGUUUCUGAUCAAUUGCAGAUUCCUCUGUCUAAUUCUUAACAAUCAGUUUCACUUUCUUCAUUAUCAUACUACGCAGUUCAUAUCAGUCGACGGCAACCAACAAAAUGGUUUCUUUUCUCACUUUCUUGAUCGCAGGGUUCUUAGUUUCGUCAUUUCACCUCUCCCAUGCUCGCAUUUUCACCUUUGAACUCCACCACCGGUUCUCCGAUCCCGUCAAGAAAUUGGCACUCCAGCGAACCGCCGCAUCUUUCCCGGUCGACAGUUGGCCGGCCAAGGGCAGUCUUGAUUAUUACACCCAACUGGCGACCCACGACCGGUUCUUCCAUCGCCGGAGACUGUUCGACUCCGACAGCACCAGCUCCAGCCCGCUUACUUUCGCCGACGGGAAUGCCACCUACCGUAUCAGCUCUUUGGGAUUUUUGCAUUACACGACGGUCACUCUUGGAACGCCCGGGAUGAAGUUUCUGGUAGCCCUAGAUACUGGGAGUGAUCUAUUUUGGGUACCCUGUGAUUGUUCCAAUUGCACUUCUACUGAUGAUUCCACUCUCUAUGAUUCUGAUUUUGCUCUUAGCAUUUACAACUUCAAUGGAUCAUCAACGGGAAAGAAGAUCACCUGCACCAACACCUUCUGCUCUCAUCGUAGCAACUGCCUUGACGCAUUUAGCCGUUGCCCUUAUUCUGUUUCGUAUCUCUCGUCGGAGACUUCAACUUCUGGAAUCUUGGUUGAAGAUGUUCUGCAACUGGAAACAGAUGACACUGAUGAAAAGUUUGUUGAUGCUUAUGUUAUCUUCGGGUGUGGUCAAGUGCAAACAGGUUCAUUCCUAGAUGUUGCAGCACCAAAUGGGUUAUUUGGGCUUGGUUUUGAGAAAAUAUCGGUCCCAAGCGUUCUAUCUCAACAAGCGUACAUACCGAAUUCUUUCUCGAUGUGUUUUGGGCGUGAUGGAGUGGGAAGGAUUAACUUUGGAGAUAAGGGUAGUGUUGACCAGGAAGAGACCCCGUUCCAUUUGAAUCCGUUGCAGUAAGUGCCCGAGGUACAACAUCACCAUUGCACAGGUUCAGGUUGGCACUGAUAUUAUUGAUUAUGAGUUCGCUUCACUUUUUGAUACUGGAACUUCCUUCACCUAUCUGGAUGAUCCGCCUUACACAAAACUCUCACAAAGUUUUGACUCACAAACACAGGAUAGACGAUUUGAGUUUGAUCAAAGAAUCCCUUUUGAGUAUUGUUACGAAAUGAGAUCUAAUUCAAGUACUAGUUUGGUUCCUACUAUGAGCCUGACAAUGGAAGGAGGAGGCCGCCUUGUAGUCUUUGAUCCUGUGAUAGUCAUCCCCCUUGAGAGUCAACUUGUGUAUUGCCUUGCUGUUCUGAAGAGCCAAGAUUAUAAUAUAAUUGGGCAGAACUUUAUGACAGGAUACCGGUUUGUGUUUGAUCGAGAAAAGGUCAGUCUUGGGUGGAAGAAGUUUGACUGUUAUGACAUUGAGACGCCAAACAUGCCAUCAAAUACAACCAGUGUGGCUCCUGCUGUGGCUGCUGGUGAUAUAGAAUCAGAUGGGAGGGCAGACAUUACACAUAAAUCAUUUGCAUUCCCUGUUAGUGAUAGGCUCACCACAUUUGCUCUGGUUCACAUUUGCCUAGUGUUUCUUGGUCUCCUUGUAUAGACAUGAUGAUCCUAUCUGUAUGUUGAACAGAAUGCUAGUGAUUGGUUUGGGAGGUAUAGAGUUUUGUUUUGUGCAGUUUUUUGUAUGCCAUUCUGGCCCUGGACAUAUGUUUGUAGAUAUAAUGUAAAUACAUGUUUUAGGAUAUAUAUAUAUAUUCCUGUAGUAAGA
Molecule: messenger RNA, 1995 nt
Organism: Cuscuta epithymum
Lineage: Eukaryota; Viridiplantae; Streptophyta; Magnoliopsida; Solanales; Convolvulaceae
Source: the annotation of a GenBank genome assembly